AUGAGUUUCUCCAUAUACGACUUGGAUGAAGAUAUAAGGAAGUUGCUUACCUUGGACAACUUCCUUGGUGGGAUGACUGUCAAUGAAUUUAUCGAGGAGUUGAGUAGAGAUCAUUUCCUAAAGGGUGCUGAAGUGAAUAAGUUGGAGUACUUGGAUCCCAAGCCAUAUAUUCGUACAUUCGAAUCCACGUUAAGAGAAUUGAAAAAGUUGACACAAGAGGGUGAAGAUAGAAAACGAAACAUUGAAAUAGAGGUGGAAAACUAUGAGUUGAGGCACAGUGAGAAUGUGUUGGCCCUAAGUGACAAGGUGGACAAGAUCACUGAAAAAUUCACGGACCUAGAUGAUAUGAUAUCACAGGUCACGACCAAGAUUGAACCCUUGGGCCAAUCCCUUAAUAAAAUCACGAAUUCGAGAGAUCGUUCCAUGGAAACCAUAUACCUUAUAAGGGCUUAUCACGGAUUCUUCACUAAGGGUUCGUACGAGCCCUUGGAUGCAUUACGUACCAGCACAAAGUUCGACGAUAGAAUGAAAUGUGCCAAGACAAGUGUUAAUUUGUUGACUCUUGCCAAAAAGAUCGUCUCGCCGGAGAUCCCCAAAGCGCAACAAUGUGUUGACUCGAUCUUGAAGUUUAACGAAAAGUUUGAGAGAGAGUUGCUUAUCAAGUUUGAAAACUACUUUGAGAACGAUGAGUAUGAAAAGAUGAGAGAAAUCGCCAGCAUUUUGCAUCAAUUCAACGGAGGGGCCACUGUAGUACAAGUAUUUGUGAGUAAGCAUGAUUUCAUGCUUGAUAAGGACAACACUGAAGACUCGACAAUGCUUGACAACGAGGCCAUCUGGAUCAAAUUGAUGGAUCCAAAUUACGGAGACUCUGCUAAAGACGACUCCACAGAUCAGCUAUUGAAUAGAUUGCGAAUGUCUAUCAAGGCGCAGGCAAGGAUAGUGCAGCAAGUCUUUGAAGACUCAACACCCGUGCUUAAGAUUUUCAUCCAGAGAAUAUACGCCCAAAUCAUCCAGAACAAGAUCAGUUCGUUACUUCAAUACUCGUUAUCUGUCGGUUCCUUGGCUCAUGUGAGGGUGUUGCAUUCACUUUUCAUACUGGUUAAUGACUUCACCAGUGAAAUUAAAGAAUUCUUAUCCACGAACGACCUUGACCCUGAAGAUGAGUUGGCAAUAAUAUUGGAUCAGUGUAAUUAUGAUUUAUUUAUUGAGUAUACACUGGAGGAUAUCUACUUCAGCAGAGAGAAGAAAAACUUGGAGGAUACCAUCUACGGCAUUGUAUCGAAGUUCACUGAAUACCACCCAGAGGAGUUGAGGGAAAGAAAAUUGGAAAGCAGAUUGACAAGUUUGGACGACUUGGAAGAAAGAGCAGACCUUGAAGCAGCCGCAGCCGCAGCUUCUGCGUCAGCCCAGGGGAAGAGAGUAGGUGGACAUACGGGUGCACUUUCUUCAACUCUCGAUAGGUUUUCAUUUCAUUUCUCAGAACGUAAGAGACUCUCUCAGUUUAAAAACUUUAUGAAAACACGUCUUGACAAGUCAUCUUCCUCAGACAAGUCAUUCAACCCACAGAGUCAACCUGAUUAUCCCGACUAUGUAACCGUAAACAUUGGUAUAGUAGAAACUGUUGUUAAGCUGGCAAUUGAAUCGAUUGCAAGAGUCUUAGAACUCACUCCUAACAAGACACCCGAAUUUUCACUUGAAAUACUAGAAAUAUUGAUUUUCGAUUUUGGGAAGCUUUAUAUCGAAUCAUGUUUGGAAGUAUCUUAUGAUUCAAUCAAACAACAGCAUUCAUUCAUCAAAUCAUCAACUUCACUUUCAUCAUCUUCACUUUCCACACCACCCCACAAAUACAAGUUUGAUGGGUUAGCAGCAUUUAAUUUAACAAGUGAAGCACUUUUCCUUAUCUCAUCAUCGAUCAAAAAAAUCAUUUUGCCCUGUGCCAUAAAUGCACCUCAAAUCCGUAAUAGAAUGUGCAAUUUAACUAACAAUUACAUAUCAAGAUGUGAAACUGCAAUCAAUAUAAUCACCCAGGAAGCUUUGGACUUGAUUUCUUACAGAAUUGCAUUUUUACUCACUAAACAAAAGAAGAAGGACUUUGUAGUUGAAAAUAUUACUGAUGAAGAAGAUACUGAGGCUUGUGAAGAAGUAUCAGACUUCCUUAUUGAAGUUUAUGAAAAGGUUCCUCAAUUCUUAAAUAGUGGGAAUCUUUUGAAUUUCCUUAUCAAGGUUGGUUUGAACUUACUCAAUCAGUUACUUGAGCAUUAUAAGAAAUUCGCAGUGAAUUCCACUGGUGGUAUUAUACUUACCAAAGAUGUCAUCCGGUACCAAAGUAUAAUUGACCAAUGGAAAAUCAGUGACCUUCUGGAACAAUUCCAGUUACUAAAGGAGAUCGGUAACUUAUUCACCGUUCAUCCUGACUUGAUCAAUUCCUUGGUCGGAGAGGGUCAACUAGCCAAUAUGAAACCAUAUGCUAUAAGGCAAUAUGUUUCUAAAAGAGUUGACUUCAACCCAAGUUAUAUAGAAAGAUUCUUCUCAAUAAAGUAG
Molecule: messenger RNA, 2541 nt
Organism: Dujonia railenensis
Lineage: Eukaryota; Fungi; Ascomycota; Pichiomycetes; Serinales; Debaryomycetaceae
Source: the annotation of a GenBank genome assembly